AUGCACAUGUACUACUCCUCAGUGCUGCUCCUUCUGCUUCCUUUUGUGAUACUGGAGCUCUGUGCAGCCAAGCCUUGGUGGCCCUCAAACGAUGUCGGCUACGAUGCCAGUCUCGAUCCGGUGGCCUGGUCCCGCACCUUUGUCCAGGAAAAAGUACGCACAUCCCGCAGGAACAAGAACCGGCACCAGCAGUCCACCGACUGGUGGUACCACACACCCUCUGCUCCCGAGCCGACGGCAGCUCCUCUGAACUUUGUGAACAGAAAUAACUACAGAAGAUUCCUGAAGAGACGCCGCAAGCUGGUAGCACGUGAGCACUACCUACAGAGGCAUCCACACUCAUAUUCACAUUCAUAUCGACAUCGACAUUAG
Molecule: messenger RNA, 372 nt
Organism: Drosophila miranda
Lineage: Eukaryota; Metazoa; Arthropoda; Insecta; Diptera; Drosophilidae
Exons: 1
Coding region: 1-372 (123 amino acids)
Source: RefSeq, a predicted model, not a curated record